GGGCGGUGCAGAAGCAUAGAAUGAAUAGGAGUGACCAGGAAGUGUGAACUCAGACUGGAAGGAGAACGGCAGCAGGUCCGACGGUCUUCGGUCUUCGGCUGGAGCUAACAUCUGGACAUGUGGAACCCUAAUGCUGGGCCUAAUCCAUAUCCACCCCAAGUGGUGUGCCCAGGGGGUCCCAGUCCUGCCUGUCCACCACCUGUCAAUCCUGCCUUUCCUCCUGGCCCCUGUCCUCCUGGAAUUCCCCAGGGAAACCCAGCUUUCCCUCCGUGUCAGCCUUCUUAUCCUGUCCCACGACCAGGAUGUCCAGGAUACCCACCCUCGGGCCCCUGCCCUCCCUCAUACCCACCACCUGGUCCUGGCAUGUGCCCUGUGAACCCUCUGGCUCCUGGCAUGGUAGGCCCAGGAACAGUGAUAGAUAAGAAGAUGCGGAAGAAAAUGAAGAAAGCUCAUAAAAAGAUGCACAAAAAGCACACGCAUGGGAAGCACUCCUCCUCUUCCUCCUCCUCUUCCAGCAGCGACUCUGACUGAACGCAGGGCUGGGCCCUCCUCCCCUCGAGUUUCACCAGCUCCAUUCUCCCAUCAAGCUUCAGCUGUCAUCUUGUGCUGAGGGAGACUAGCCCUCUGCGCCCUGCUCCACUCCAGUCCUGGCUGUCUAGGGUGAAGGGAAGGAGACUGCUAUGGGCAAGCAAAGCUGCCUUCACACUCUUGCUGUCAUCCUACUUGGCGAGGUCAGCAGGGGAACUGUCUUUCCAAGAUGGUGAAGACAGUGUUAAAUCUGCACCACGUGAUUCUUUUUGUUUUCUUUUGUAAUGCUUGUGCCUGGGGUCUGUGAAAAUUUAUGAUGGAAACCUGUAUUUUUGUGAUGUUGGCACAUGAGGGGAUGGAGCGGCAGGCCUGCUGACUGCAGCGGGCACUACAGAGCUACUGGGGACCAGAGUCCCCCUCCCUGAUGAGCUCUUUUAGAACCUAGUCUGUUCCUUAGUUCAAUAUGUUAUCUCAGAUGGCUCUCAGUCCAAAUAAAAGCUGCUUACCUGGC
Molecule: messenger RNA, 1039 nt
Organism: Myodes glareolus (Bank vole)
Lineage: Eukaryota; Metazoa; Chordata; Mammalia; Rodentia; Cricetidae
Gene: Prr13
Product: proline rich 13
Source: RefSeq, a predicted model, not a curated record